AUGGGAAAUAAUUAAAAAAAGUUAAAUCAACCUCUUUAUGAAUUAUAGGAUUCAUCUACAUUUAAAAUGAAAUAUCCAAGUUACUCCAUAGCUAUUAACUAAAGUGGGUCUUUAAUUUUAACAAAUGUAUUUUCAACUAUAUUAAUAAUUGGUUAUAAUGGAAAAUCUUUUAAAAGCCUUUCCAGCGUUAAGAAACAUGAAUCUUGUGUUAGUGUUCUUAAAUUUUUUAAUUUGAGAGAAUAAUUUAUUUCAGGCUCUGGUGAUUAUUCAAUUAUUAUUUGGCCUACAAUUUUAGGAACAACAAAAUAUAUAUAAAAACUUUAAGGUCAUAGAGGAAUGAUUACAUGUCUAACUAUUCAUCCACUUAAUGAAGAUUUAAUUAUUUCUGGAGACUAUAAAAGUACAAUCAGAUUUUGGUCAAUAUAAAAAUCUCUAAAUAAAUAGUAAACAUCUUUAUAAUGGAUAUGUAUUCAAGAAAUAAUAGAGCUUAAAAGUUCAGUUUGUAGUAUAUCUAUAAAUGAAAUUGGAAAUUAAGUAAUCUCUUGUGAUAGAAAUUCACUCAUUUUAGUUAUUGAAAAAAGUAUAAAUACAAAUAAUUGGUUUGUCAAAUAAAAAAUAGAUGUUGAAUCACUUGAAGGUGCUGGAGUGAGUUUUUUAAAAGAUGAUAGAUUUAUAUUUUAAUCUUCUAGUGAAAGUACUCUUAAUUUAUAUGUAUUACAAUAAGAAGGAAAAUACAAUAAAAUUUAAUAAGUUCAACUUAAAAAAUACAAAGAUGACAUAUAAAUUCGUUAAACAUUAUUAUAUAAAAAUAAAUAGAAUAUAUUGACAAUCAAAAAAGGUGAGAAACUAUUCAUCAUAAAAAUUGAAGAUUAAAAUAAUUCUAAUAAAAAUAAUACAAAUAAUGAUUAAUUAAUCUUAAAGUAUGUAUAAAAAAUUGAUUUUAAGACAUGGUUUUUCUAUUAAGCAUUAAGUGAUAAUGGUUAAUACUUAGUAACUAAGGAUAAUGAAUCAAAAUAAAUGAAAAUGUGGAAUCUCAAAAAAGAAUUUGAACAUUGA
Molecule: messenger RNA, 1056 nt
Organism: Paramecium primaurelia
Lineage: Eukaryota; Ciliophora; Oligohymenophorea; Peniculida; Parameciidae
Source: the annotation of a GenBank genome assembly